Molecule: messenger RNA, 924 nt
Organism: Mus musculus (house mouse)
Lineage: Eukaryota; Metazoa; Chordata; Mammalia; Rodentia; Muridae
Gene: Vmn1r91
Product: vomeronasal 1 receptor 91
Exons: 1
Coding region: 1-924 (307 amino acids)
Biological process (GO): signal transduction; G protein-coupled receptor signaling pathway; sensory perception of chemical stimulus
Cellular component (GO): plasma membrane; membrane
Molecular function (GO): pheromone receptor activity; G protein-coupled receptor activity
Source: RefSeq, marked provisional
AUGUCUGUUCAUGGUAAAUCCGUGAAAACCACUGAGGAAGUGGCUCUUCAGAUCCUCUUGCUUUGCCAGUUUGUGGUUGGGACCGUGGCCAAUGUCUUUCUGUUUGUCCAUAAUUUCUCUCCAGUCUUGACUGGUUCUAAACAGAGACCCAGACAGGUGAUUUUAAGCCACAUGGCUGUGGCCAAUGCCUUGACUCUAUUCCUCACGAUAUUUCCAAACAACAUGAUGGCUUUUGGUCCCAAAACUCCUCCAACUGAACUCAAAUGUAAAUUAGAAUUCUUCAGUCACAUGGUGGCAAGAAGCACAAAUUUGUGUUCCACCUGUGUCCUGAGUGUCCAUCAGUUUGUCACUCUGGUUCCUGUUAAUAGAGGUAAAGGUAAACUCAUACUCAGAGUAAGUGUCCCAAAUUUUGCGAAUUAUUCUUGCUACAGUUGUUGGUUUUUCAGUGUCUUAAGUAACAUCCAUAUUCCAAUUAAGGUCACUGGUCCACAGAUAAUAGACAAUAACACUGACUCUAAAAGCAACUUGUUCUGUUCCACUUCUGGAUUCAUUGUAGGCAUUGUCUUCUUGCAGUUUUCCCAUGAUGCCACAUUCAUGAGCAUCAUGGUCUGGACCAGUGUCUCCAUGGUACUUCUCCUCCAUAGACAUCAUCAGCGAAUGCAGCACAUCCUCACUCCCAAUCAGGACCCCAGAGGCCAAGCUGGGUCCAGAGCAACCCAUACUAUCCUGAUGCUGGUGAUCACAUUUGUUAGCUUUUAUCUUCUAAAUUGUAUUUGUAUCAUCUUUCAUGCCUUUUCUAUACAUUCUCGUCUCUUCAUAAGGCUUGUCAGUGAGGUUCUGGCUGCAGUCUUCCCCAGUGUCUGCCCUUUAGUGUUGAUCUUCAGAGAUCCUAAAGAUCCUUGUUCUGUGCUCUUCAAAUGUUGA